UGUAGUAGUAAACAAUUAGCUAGCUUGCGUUUGCUACAAUGUAUCAACGCUCAGUGAGCACGACUGUUAUGUGGAGGUUGCGUAUUAUCGAUUAAAACCCUGUUUUGUAUUUUAGUAUACAAUAAAACACUGGAUUAGAUAUUUCACGCCGAUUUGUGAAUGUAAACAGUAUACCUUCGUCAUCUACCGUGGUCUAGCUGCUAUACAGUAGCUAUCGUCGCUGAACUCGACUCCUGCUCUUCGUUAACAGACAUAAUUAGACAUUCGCGAUGAAUUGUCGCUCGGAAGUUCUUGAAGUAACUGUGGAGGCGAGACAGGUUGAAGAAGCUAUGUUGGCUUUGCUGCACACAAUUUUACUGCACCGGAGCACCGGGAAAUUUCACUACAAAAAGGAAGGCACCUACUCCAUCGGCACUGUGGGCACACAAGACAUCGACUGUGACUUCAUAGAUUUCACCUUUGUCAGGGUGUCCUCAGAGGAGCUGGACAGGAUGAUCAGGAAAGCGGUGUCUGAAUUCAAGGAUGCUUUGAGCAACUCGGGCAGCGACGGCAUGGGACAGAUCUCCCUGGAGUUCUACCAGAAAAAGAAGUCUCGCUGGCCUUUUUCUGACGAGUGCAUUCCUUGGGAAGUGUGGAGCAUCAAGGUGAAUGUGGUCAACCUGGCCAAUGAGCAGGAGAGACAGAUCUGCAGGGAGAAAGUGGGCGAGAAGCUGGGUGAGAAGGUGAUCAACGUCGUUGAGGUCAUAAAUCGCCACGAAUACCUGCCAAAGAUGCCCACCCAGUCAGAAGUGGACAAUGUGUUUGACACCACUCUUAAAGAUGUUCAGCCAUACCUUUACAAAAUCACAUACCAGAUCACUGACUCACUGGGUACUUCUGUUAGCACCACUAUGAGAAGGCUGAUUAAGGAUACACUAGCAUUGUGAGAGAAAAUAUUUAUGGUGUGGAUCUUUCAUAUUGCUAUGGUCCUGCUGUCAUUUCUUUUCUAUGUUUUGUCAGCUAUACAGCGGAACAACGAGGCAGUGUCAGUAUAAUGGUGUUCUAAUGUCUUUGUUGUGCUUCUGGUAUCAUUUGUACCUUAAGAGACUUAAUUAUGUAAUCUUCAUUUUAACAAUAUCUUGCUUGUGCAAGCUUUCCCUUUUCUCUCAUACACACUAGCAAAUAACCGUGUUUAUCAGUUUGAUUCCUUAAAAUGUUCUCUUCUUGAUAAUGUCAUCAGUGCAUUACUGUAAAUUUUGAAUAACAA
Pelmatolapia mariae (spotted tilapia) is the source of this 1246-nucleotide messenger RNA. RefSeq names its product autophagy related 101 (gene atg101). Bases 270 to 926 code for a protein of 218 amino acids. Gene Ontology annotation, cellular component: phagophore assembly site. Gene Ontology annotation, biological process: autophagosome assembly; autophagy. Lineage: Eukaryota; Metazoa; Chordata; Actinopteri; Cichliformes; Cichlidae. The transcript is spliced from 2 exons. The record is from RefSeq and is a predicted model, not a curated record.